UGAGAAAGACAGAGAGUGAGUGCUGAAGAGAGAAGCAAUGGCGAUUGCGAGAACGCACAUGUUUGGUGUUGUGAAUUUUCAGCUCAACGAAGCUCCAAUGGCUUUUGCAGGUUCCAGCGCGAUCCUCUGGCAUCACGGAGAGCGUUCGCAGCGCAAUGUGGCCCUAAGACGCAGAGGAAAUGCCAUGAUUGUUCCCAGAAUCAGAGCUCAGAGUUCUGCUUCUGAAUAUGUUCCAGAUUCCAAGUUUUACAAAGUGGAAGCAAUUCUCAGGCCCUGGCGAGUCCCUCUUGUUUCUUCGGCUUUGUUGAAUAUGGGAAUCCGUGGUGUCACUGUAUCUGAUGUCAGAGGCUUUGGUGCUCAGGGUGGUUCAAAAGAGAGGCAGGGAGGCUCUGAAUUUUCUGAAGACAAUUUUGUUGCCAAAGUUAAAAUGGAAAUAGUGGUGAGAAAUGACCAGGUUGAGGCUGUGAUAGACAAAAUAAUUGAGGAGGCAAGGACUGGGGAGAUUGGUGAUGGCAAAAUUUUCUUGAUCCCAGUGUCAGAUGUUAUAAGAGUUCGCACAGGUGAGCGUGGGGAACAGGCAGAGAGGAUGACUGGGGGGCGAACUGACAUAUUAUCUACUGUAUGACUGGUUGAAGGGAGUGAUCAGCAUUCAGUCCUCUGGUCUCAUUACCCAUUCUCCUUGGUGGGAUUGGUUACCAUGUUGUAUGCUUUAUAUACUCUGCACUUUGCUGUUAGAAAAUCUACAAUGGCAAUGUUGAAAGGACAAUGUAGUUAUGUAGUGAAGAAAACUGUGAAACAAUAAUCAAGUCAGCUUAGUUGCUGAAAGUUAAUGUGAGUUUGUUAAUAUUUGAUUGUGAAUCCAA
Molecule: messenger RNA, 863 nt
Organism: Lotus japonicus
Lineage: Eukaryota; Viridiplantae; Streptophyta; Magnoliopsida; Fabales; Fabaceae
Product: nitrogen regulatory protein P-II homolog
Exons: 8
Coding region: 38-625 (195 amino acids)
Biological process (GO): regulation of nitrogen utilization
Cellular component (GO): cytosol; chloroplast thylakoid
Molecular function (GO): ATP binding; enzyme regulator activity
Source: RefSeq, a predicted model, not a curated record